Molecule: messenger RNA, 3164 nt
Organism: Schizosaccharomyces octosporus yFS286
Lineage: Eukaryota; Fungi; Ascomycota; Schizosaccharomycetes; Schizosaccharomycetales; Schizosaccharomycetaceae
Product: Tre1 family protein
Exons: 1
Coding region: 612-2990 (792 amino acids)
Molecular function (GO): carboxypeptidase activity
Source: RefSeq, a predicted model, not a curated record
GUAAUGUCCGUAAGGUCACCACUUCCCUUCAUCCAACUAGUAUCCGGCUGUAGGAGUUGAAUCCGUAUAACUUUGCUGGAGUACUUUGAUAAACUAAGAACGAUUCUCUCUAUGAAAUUUUCAAAUUCAUUUUCUUUUCUACUGUCUUAGAACCCUAAGACCACUGUUAACUUUUGGUUCUGUUUUUUUUCCCCAUCCUAGUGAGAUUUUCCUUGCUUCUUACUGAGACCAAGGAAAAUCCAACAGCGCUUGUUUUUUUCCUAUUAUUUUGCUCUUCUAUGAAGUCAAUUUUUAGUUUUAUUUUCUUUUAAUUUGUGUCAUAUCAAUAGCAAAGCAUUUGGGUCAAUUAUCAUUUUUUCAAGAGGUUAUUCUUAUGGUGGGAUACCUCAACUAAAUUUUUAAUUUUGGCUCUACUGUAAAAUCACUUUCUCUAGUGUUUACUUUUGUCUUUAUGAAAGGAAGUCCAUUGAAACUUCUAUCCUUUGACAAUUUACUGACAAAUUAAUCUGACCGGCUUGCGUCCCUUACUUCUUGUUCUCCCCUUUACGAUUAUUUAUUUUCUUGUAUUUAAAAUACAUGCACUCUCCUUAAUAUACUUAUAGAUUUCCAAAAUGUCUAAUGAAAAACACUUAUAUGUUCCUCCACCUAGGGAACCGCCAAGUUACGAAGAGGUCGCUGCCAAUUCUCAGUUUAUACAGGUUGAACGUGAUCCACAAGCAGAGGAGCGGCGGCCGAUGGAGCCCAUGGAGAUUUCAGAACCUCCUGGAGUUACCCGAUUUCCUCGUUUGCAAUCCAAGUUUGAAGCCAUCCAUGAGGGUUGGGAAUCUGCUUGUCAUUCUUUUCAUCACAGGUUUGCAUCUAAAUUUUAUCGAAUCCCAUUUUACUCCAUUUAUUUGCUUAUGAUCGCUAUUAUCAUAAUUACAGCAAGUUAUUAUGGAUAUUUCGACAGUAGCCCUUCAUGGAAGUCAGUUCCUCACCUUGAUGAAUCUUUCUUAGUUGAUUAUAUAAAAAACAGCCGAGUUUCGAACAUUCAAUCUCAGACAACCACAUUCGCUUCUCUUCCUCAUGUUUCGGGUACAAUGGGGGAUUCCGCGGUCUUACAAUAUAUGCUCGAUGUUUUAAGAUACGAAUCACUAGAUGCGGUUGAUACCAAAAAGUUUUAUGCUUACCUCAACUAUCCCAAAUCAGUAUCUCUAAAAAUAAGUGACGAUGAUUCAUUCCAGCCAACGUUGUACGAAACUUCUAAAAUUCCUAAUUAUAAAGACGCUUGGAUCAAUUCACUUUCUUAUUAUGCUUAUAGUGCAUCCGGAAAGUUGGAAGCGCCUCUCGUAUAUGCUAAUCAGGGUGCAGCAGAUGAUUUUCAAACAUUAGACGAAAAAAAUGUUCAGUUGAAUUCGUCAGUUGUUUUGUUACGCAGUAAUCGUAACAAUGUUUCUAAAGCUAUAGAAAAUGCUGAAAGAUAUGGUGCUUCGGCAGUACUGGUGUUUGACGAUUCAUAUACUGACGUAGAAGAAAACCAUAGGGAUGAAAUUUACCCAGCAGGUCCUUACCCUUCUGAUGAUUUAUUAUACAGAGGGAGUGUUGCUAAAUCCUACUAUUAUCUUGGCGAUCCUCUUACCCCAGGAGUACCAUCUCAUUGGGAUUCUAGCAGGAUACGGCCUGAAAAUGCGCAAGUUCUUCCUAAGGUUGUUGCAAUUCCAGUAACUUACCGUGAUGCUAUGGACCUAUUGAAAAGAUUAAAGGGUCGUGGCGAACAGAUUUCUGCGGAUAGAUGGAAAUUGAGGCUUCCGUCAUCUCUUGAACUUUGGACAGGUUCUUCUUCAGAAUCUCCGCUAAUGCUUCAAAUUGAAUCAGAAUUUGAUACUAAAAAAAAUCAACCAGUGGUAAAUAUCCUAGGACAAAUCACUGGUAGAGAGCCUGAUCAAGUACUUAUAAUUGGAGCGCCUCGUGACUCAUGGUGCGGUGGUGCAUCUGAAUCCGCUGUUAGUACAGCUUUGCUUAUGGAUAUUGUUUUUACGUUUUCAGAUAUGGCAAAAAACCUUUCAUGGCGACCCCGUCGGACUAUCGUAUUUGCCAGUUGGGACGCCAAGCAGUACAAUACCAUAGGUAGUACAGAGUGGGUCGAACACUGGAAAGAAUGGCUUCAGGUAAAGGCUGUGGCGUAUUUGAACGUUGAUGUGGAAGUAUUUGGAGAUGUAUUAACAGUGAAUACCGUAUCAGGACUGAAAAAUGUUGUUCAAAAAGCGAUUCAGUUGAUGAACGAGGAUAACAGCUUGGGUUUUCCAAAAAUCAAUUUAAAUAAAUUUGAUUAUAUAUCAGAUGCUACCCCAUUUCUUGCAUACGCCGGUGUCCCUGUGGUAGAAUUGGGAUUCGAAAGAGGUGCUGACAGUUCUCAACCUUUACCGUUUCUCGGCACCUGUAAGGACACAGAAAGUUGGAUUAGUAUGUUUGGAUCAUCCUAUUGGGAUAAGGCAGAUCGUCUCGCAAAAAUAUGGUCCCUAUUGGCAUUGUUUCUUUCUAAUGAUCCAGUGGUACCGUAUGAUUUAGAGACUUCUGUUGAGUAUCUUGGAACCAUGCUGGAACAGCUAGAAGGCUUGCUUGAUGGAAAAUCAUUGUCAUAUGAUCUUGUUAAAAAAGAGUAUGAGGAACUUGUUCAGACAUCUAAAAAUUUUAUGGCCGCGAUUUCAGAGUGGCAUUCCCUUAUGCUUCACAAUAGCUAUUUCCUUACUACGAAAAAGCACCCGGAACUAGAAGGUUUUAAUGCCAAGCUCGCAAGAUUUGAGAACUCAUUUUUGGAUGAAAGUGGCCUUCCUAACCACGAAUGGUUCAAGCAUUUAAUAUAUGGACCUAAUCGAUUAGGAAAAGAAGGGGUCGUCUUCCCUUCCAUUAUGGAUGCCCUUUUGGAUAACGAUCUGGAUCAAGUACAGGGGGAAAUCAAUCGUUUUUCGAAAGCAAUUGAUCGAGCUCACAAAGCAUUAAAGACUGCAUAGCGUAUUGAUGGAUCUACAAACCCAAUUGCGCUUCGCCGUUCUUGACAUAUUCUUACAAUAGAUCGAGAUUUCAAAGCGGCAAUAGCUAAUUAUUUUUAUUCUUAUUAUUAUUUUGUUCAUUUCAUCUAUUUACUGUUCGUUUCUACAUUACAAUGAAGUUUGGUUACAAAAGUA